This is a messenger RNA of Effrenium voratum, 1499 nucleotides long. The record is from the annotation of a GenBank genome assembly. Lineage: Eukaryota; Dinophyceae; Suessiales; Symbiodiniaceae.
AUGCGACAGGGAGCCGGCGCCUGCGGAGUGGAAGUGCGUGGCUGGGUGUGGCGCCUGCUGCCUGCUGGGAACCGAGGAGGAGAGGCCUUUUUUGAAGGACCUGCUGAGCGAAGAGCAGCUCAGGAGAUCUUCCGGACCCUGCCGGGUGAAGAUGGCUGGUGCAAGCACUUUGACUUCAACCAGCGCACCUGCAGCAUCUACGACGAGCGUCCCGACUUUUGCCGCGUAAAGACGUUCCUUUGUUCCAAGGCCGCCUUUUUCGACGUGGAUGGUAGUGACGCAGAUGCCCUUGGUGGCUUUUGCGCUGACACCUGCCGCCAAAGCAUCGCCGACGUCUACGGGCAUGACUCGGAGGAGAUGGAGCGCUUCAAUGUGGAGGUUCCAAUCUGGAGUGCAGACGAGCUUGAGGAUGGAGGUGGCGUGCCUGAGGGAUGGCACGCGCUGGACUCUGAGGAGCAGGCCGAUCGCCUUCUGGAAGCCUUCCGCAGAUAUGAUGUGGAGGAGACAGGGGAGCUGCACAUGCGGGACGUUCGAUCCUGCCUGGCAGACAUUGGGGUUCAGCCCACCCUGCCACAGGAGAAGCGUGCCAUCAUGGCGAUGCUGCAGGGGUCACAACGACGCCAGGGUGCGCUGGACUACUACGACAUUGCCCAGCUAGUUCCCAGGAUGUGGGAGGCCAUCGCACUGGCGAAGCGUCAGGACUUGGAGUACUGGUUCAACCGCUCCUUGGACGAGCCGGCGCCCGAGCUGGAUGGAUUUGAAGCGUGCAGAAGCUCGCCUGCCCAUUUCUGGUCGAUGGCGCACUACGCGGCGCUGAAGCUGCCCAGCACAGCCUCCUCUGCGGAGAUUCGGAAGGCCUACCUGGCCCUGGCGCAGCAGCUGCACCCGGACCGGGGCGGGCGCCUUGCAAGCUUCCAGGAGGUCCAAGAGGCGUACCAUGUGCUGGGAGACCCCGAGCGGCGCCGCAUCUACGAUGCAGAGCUGCGAGGCCAGCAAGAGCAACGCGAGCAACGAGAGGAACGUCAGUCCUCAAGAGGAGCAAAAAGCGCAGCGCGUGCCAGCUCCAGCUCCACGCACUCAGGUGCGCACCAGUGGGUGAAGAAGGGCCAGCGGGAGGCACUGCGAUGGUACCGCAUGCCGCUGCCCGAAUUCCUUUGGCGCGUGCAUGGCGCGUGGCAGCGGCAAAGCGGCCGUGAAGAGGCGCCGCUGGAUGUCUUCACGCAGAGCUUGCGGCAAAGAUACCGCAGCCUGGCCAGCGGGAGGCUGCUGCUCCGCACGGCCGCUCACAGCCUGGACUCAGCGGCCAACUUGCUGGCUCGGCUGCGCCGGCAUUUGGAGAGGCCCAGGGCCAGGGCCGGGGCUUGGCGCCCGGUGUCCUUCGCGGCCGCGGACGCCGCGCCGCUGCGGCGCUUGCUGCGGCAGGGCCGGCCCAGGGCGCGCCUGGAGCUGCGGCGAGCGCUGGGGGCGCUGCGGCUGCCCCCGGUUGGGGCCCUGCGGCC